Messenger RNA from Halichondria panicea, 2991 nucleotides. Its product is annotated as alpha-latrocrustotoxin-Lt1a-like. The record is from RefSeq and is a predicted model, not a curated record. Gene Ontology annotation, molecular function: protein binding. The transcript is spliced from 7 exons. The coding region runs from base 1237 to 2688 and encodes 483 amino acids. NCBI's taxonomy places the organism in Eukaryota, Metazoa, Porifera, Demospongiae, Suberitida, Halichondriidae.
UUUGUUUAGCGUGUCAGAGACUGGGAGAAGAUGAUUGGCACUCCCUGGCUCCUUUGGAUGUACAGCUGUUCAGAUCCCUAGAACAUACCCUCCAUUCUGACGAGUUAUCAGUGCAUAGGGUGCUUACUAGAUUCUUGCCAGCCAGUACAGUUCAAGCUACACACAGCACCGCUCAACUAUUCUCUACCCCAUUAUCUAGCUAAAUCUGGUCCAACUAGACAGCAGACACAGCUAGUUAAUUCAGUAAAGCCAGGGGUAGCCCUACUUCUACGGUUGUUCAGUACCCACGGUAACAAUUCCUCUGGGCUGGGCUAACUAGUUGAGCCACUCCUCCCAAUUCUCAAGGCUAGGUACAUGUCUCUGUCUAGCUGCUUCUUCAGCUUCUUGCUCAGUUUUGUGGCUUAGAGAAAGGCCAGCUACUCAGGGGGAAGAGUCCAGAUGAAAGUCUGGCAGCCAGGUGACGUCCAAACGGUCAGUUAUUCGUUCCACCAACUUUUUAAUCUAGUCUAGUCCUGCUUGCACUGCUUCUACUACUACUGCUACUCUUCCUACUACUACUGCUGCUACUCUUCCUAGCUAGUCAAAGGUUUCUUUUUUUUUAUAACUACAUAUACAUAUGCACAAAGAGACAUCAAAGCUUACAUCAAAGGACACAGAUUUUUAGCCUACUUGACUGAUAAGGCCGUUACCUAGACUACACUUUGUUUGUCAGGGAGGAGCUCACAUAAAACUUCAUCUAAUUCAUCAUAACGAUUCCUUACCCAUUGUUGUAAUUUCUACAACAGAUUGCCAAGGAAAGGGAUAUACACCAUCUUCUGUUUAUACACUGUAAAAACAUGAUGUGUGGUUUUAAUGCAAGCUGCGUAACUUGUACAAAUGUGCGUUUUUACCUGAUAUUUGCCAAAAUUAAGCAUGCAAACCACACACUAUUUUUUAAAGUGUAGGGCUUGUAUCAUUCAUUGCAUCCACCAGCGAGACAAUUAUUUUAACCUGAGCUAGCUCACUACAGCAACUAAAACUAUCCCUCUACGGCAUCUGGAAGCGUAAAGUAAUUUUGUUGCACGUGACGUGUCCAACCUCGGCGCGCGCCGGGUCGUUGCAAAGCCACACCCAUUAAUGGCACUCUUUUGUUUUGGUAGCCUCGAUUCAUGGCCGCAUUUAAUCGGCCUAGAAUGGAGGCUAAGCUUUUGGCUGCUUUGGAUUCGAGGCUAGUCUCUUCCUCAUGAUCCAUCUCUCAUGAUCCUCUUGCUUGGCGCGGCAGGCACAUGCAUGGCCCGUACUAAGCAGACAGCUCGUAAGCAUUCCUCUUCUAACUAUGAGUUAGCCAAGGUAGAGAAGCUAGCCACGCUGAAGAAAAAGCUAGCCAAGAGCUUAAUACAGGCUGUUCGUAACAAAUAUGUCACGAAAGUGAAAUCUCUGUUGGCAUGCGGGGCAUGCCCCAACCACCAGCUCUACUGGAGUAAGGAGUGGGGAACAAGGUUGCCUCCAUUACACAGAGCUUGUUGUGACGGCCACCUUGAGAUUGUAAAGAUGCUUGUUACCCAUUUAUCCGGCCAUGGAGCUUGUACCUGUUUUACUGAUGACGGUGGUGGGGAGGCUAACAGAGCUCCACUUCACUGGGCAUGCUCGGGAGGUCAUAUCGAGGUGGUGCAGUACUUGAUCAAGGAGGUCAACUGCAGCACUGAUGUGAGGGAUGAUGAGAGACAGUCCCCACUGGAUAUAGCUAUGGAUCCUGACACUCUGCGAGAGAAGGAAGGCUGUUUGGAUGUUGCCCUCUACCUGAUAUGCCGUGGCUGUGGUAGUGAUAAGGACAAAGACAACUUACUGCAUGCAGCAUGUUGGUGGGGCAAGCUGGAUAUAGUGAAAGAACUGGUUGAGCAACACAAAGUUGACCCCGAAAAACUGCCUGUCAAUGAAUGGAACAAACGAGACUAUAUGUGGAGCGAUGAGGAGGGUUUUGAUGAAGAAGAUGAGGAUGAGGAUGAGUUACAGUUACCACUGGACAAAGCUCUAGGCCCUGAUUAUCAUGAGUGCGAUAAUGAAGAAGGCCGUGUGGAUGUUGCCCUCUACCUGAUCAACCGUGGCUGUGGAUGGAGUAUGCACGAGGAAAAGUUACUGUGUGCAGCAAGUCGAUGUGGCAAGCUGGGUGUGGUGAAGGAACUGAUAGAGCAACACAAAGUUGACCCCAAGAAUGUAACGGAUGAUUGGGAACAAUCACCACUGAACAUAGCUCUGAAUUCUGACUACCUGUAUGGCUGUCUGGAUGAUGGUUGCAUGGAUGUUGCUCUCUACCUAAUGAGCCGUGGCUGUGGUGGUGAUGAGCACAAGGUCAAGUUACUGUGUGCAGCAUGUUGGUGGGGCAAGCUGGGUGUGGUGAAACAACUGGUUGAGCAAGACAAGGUUGACCCCAAGAAUGUGAGGGAUAAUAUCAACAGGACCCCACUCCACAAUGCAUGCGCUCGGGGACACAAAGAUGUGGUGCAGUACUUAGUGGAAAAGGCCAACUGUGAUAUCAGUGCAACUGACAAAAAUGGCGAUACUCCUCGUGACAUUGCUACACAGCGGGGUUACACUGAAAUUACUGACUUCCUAAAGCCUCUGCCACAACAACCUGCUGUGACUGAAGAGAGUGAGGAGAAUGGACCACCAACAAAAAAACAAAAAGGUGACUUACCUAGCUGUUAUUGAUCAAAAACCUUAUAAUUAUGCCACCCAGUACAAGUAUUAUGCAAUGUCAUGUAGUGUACUUGAUUCUCAUAUUUAUCGUUUGCGUUACCACUUUUCAUUAUUAUUUUCACUGAGUCUGUUGGAACGCUAAAUAAGUCAUGCAUGUAUACAAUGUCAUGUAUAUAUAUAUAUAGUACUUGAUUCUUAUCCUCAUUUAUCGUUUGUCUUAUACAUGUACCACUUUUCAUUAUUAUUUUUUCACUGUUGGAACACCACGAGACUCCAAAAUGCAUUAACGAUAAAAUUUUUAUGAGUCUGAAAGAA